Coregonus sp. 'balchen' is the source of this 6493-nucleotide messenger RNA. The record is from the annotation of a GenBank genome assembly. Lineage: Eukaryota; Metazoa; Chordata; Actinopteri; Salmoniformes; Salmonidae.
AUGGGGAACGUCAGGACCAGCCCAGUCUCUAUGCCAGCGAAUGGGGAUGACACCAACACCAGCUCUGACCCCUCUCUGAGAAGUAAGUCUCUCUGGUUAAGGAAGCCUGUAUUUAGGUAAUUAUUGUUUUGUUAAUGAAAGGAUCCUGUUAAAGGGGCAAAAUAAAUAAAAAUUAUUCAAGAAUGGCUAUAUAUUAAUUCAUUUAAAAGUUCAGAAUCGCAGAUUGCCUCUUUAAUGGGCAAUAGUUAAUUUAAUGUACUUGUUAAGUAAGGGUGGACUGACUUGGUAGACUGACACUGUUUUCAUAAGCUGUACUGGCCCUGUCAUGCUCUGUGCAUGUGUAAACAUUUGCAUAAUGUCACCCAAAAUAAAUAAGGCUCCUCUCAUGCAAACUGUAGCCAAACUACCGCAAGCUUAUAAAUGAAGAAAAUAAUUUAGAAUUAGGUCAAAUGAUCACCACGCAAUAUUUGCUAUAUUUUGUUUACCAAUUAAAUUGUUGGGAGUAUAUUGUUGGGAGUAUAUAUACAGUGUAGAACUUUCUGUUGUAGACAGUUUACUAUUCAGUUCGUCAGCACCUCUAACAACAUGCUUUUUAAUGGACCAUGAUGUAAUAUAAAACAUAUUUCUUCAUUAAAUUAAAUUCUGAACAGUAUCCUACUUCCCUACUCCCUGACUUGUAACAACAUGUACUCCUAUGUAAAAACAAACAUACAAAAACAAUUUUUUUUUAAAUGUUUUUGUAACAGCAUCAGUGUGUGAGCGUUUAGCGUCUUGAAAUGACCGCGCAAGAGCUGCUGACUGAAUGGAAAAAUAAUAUAAUCUUCAUGUGAUAUGGACGACCUGAUAACACGUCUGCUUUCGCUAGUUAUUGGGAGAUACUGUACAGAUGUACUCUCUUAAUUUGAUCACUCUGUUGUCGCAGAGAAUUUUCCUUUGCAGAAGGAAAUACUAAUUGUUGUGUAUUCUAAGUUUUAAAAAUGCUUCUUCGUUUGUAAUUUCCAUUUUAAAAUGUCAGACUUGAUUUUUCCUAACUAAAAAGGUAUCAACCCCUACAAAAAUGUCCAUUAAUUAUAAUCCACACAAUAAUUUACAUUUCCUGUUGCUGAAGGAUUAUUUUCCUGCUGUGAGAAACUGGUCAAAUUAAGAUAGUACACCAGUACAUGGCGUUUUCCCAUUGGUUACAUCAGCUAUGACGAUGAACUACAGUCACCUCGUACAUUAUGCACUCCACAGUAAAUAACCAUUAGAGGUUCUCACCCCCUUACAUAGAUUUACACAGUAAUUAUGACAACUUCCGGAGGACGUCCUCCAACCUAUCAGAGCUCUUGCAGCAUGAACUGACAUGUUGUCCACCCAAUCAAAGGAUCAGAGAAUGAAUCUAGUACUGAAAGCAUAAGCUACCGCUAGCUAGCACUGCAGUGCAUAACAUGUGGUGAGUAGCUGACUCAAAGAGAGAGAAAGACAAUAGUUGAACAGUGUUGAACAAAUUAAUUUAUUCAAAAAUUAAUCAAGCGAGAGAGCUAGCUAUAUUUUUUUGUAGUAUGUUUUUCACUUUCACUUCCUUAGCUAGCGAAUGCAGCUAGCUAGUUUAUCCUACUCAAACACCCGGCUCAAACAGAGAUUAUGCUAUGUUAGCUAGCUGGCAGUGGCUAUCCAACACUGGAACUCUUCCAAGUCAAGGUAAGCUUUUGGUUUUAUUAAUUUAUUGCCAAAUAAGGCCAUGCUCAUUAAAUAAAAACGUUGUCCUCCCUCUGCUUAAAUAACCACCACUAGUUCCCGCUGGGCCAGACUGGCACAGGAGGGGACUGUUUUUCACACUGACCACUAUAAAGAGAAGACUUUAACCAGAAAUAUAGAAUUAAAACAUUCUGUACGUACUGUAUAUCUGUAUGACUUUACCAUUACAAAUGACUGUGUAUAUUAUUAAUCAUUAUGGUUUCCCUUCUUGCCAGACAACGAUACCCUGGGAGUCCUGUCGGAUUACCCCUCAGCAGACGUCAGUGAUACCCUGGUAGUCCUGUCGGACUACCCCUCAGCAGACGUCAGUGAUACCCUGGGAGUCCUGUCUGACUACCCCUCAGCAGACGUCAGUGAUACCCUGGGAGUCCUGUCGGACUACCCCUCAGCAGACGUCAGUGAUACCCUGGUAGUCCUGUCGGACUACCCCUCAGCAGACGUCAGUGAUACCCUGGUAGUCCUGUCUGACUACCCCUCAGCAGACGUCAGUGAUACCCUGGGAGUCCUGUCGGACUACCCCUCAGCAGACGUCAGUGAUACCCUGGUAGUCCUGUCGGACUACCCCUCAGCAGACGUCAGUGUGCCUCUCUUCAGGAUAGGAGAGAGACUGAGACUCCUGGCAGAGUGAGUGACUGAACCCAACUGAAUCUAAGGACUGUGUCCCAAAUGGCACCCCUAUUCCCUAUAUAGUGCACUACUUUUGACCAGAGCCCUUUUGGGAAUAGAGUGCAAUGGGCCCUGGUCAAAAGUAGUGCACUAUAUAGGGACUAGGGGGCAAUUUGGGACGCAGGCCUAGUCCUCCACAUUCAGUACCUCAACACAACACUACCUCUUCUUAGAGCUGAUCUGUUUGACUAGACUGACAGAGAAGGGAUCAAAUCUGGCCAAUUCUUUUGACCAGAGCCCUAUUGGCCUAUAGUGAACUAAAUGCUAUUUGGGACUCACUCUCCUUCCUUCUUGUCUUCUGUCAGGGAGGGUUACUGGUGGAGGGUUUGUUCUGUCCAAACAGGAUAUGAGAACUACAUCCCCAACAACCAUGUGGCCAAGGUCUAUCACGGGUGGGUGAACUCACUGCAACACUAACCUACCUGACACUUUCCUGGUCCAGUGCCAUGUCAUCUGCCUGCUACAUAUACUAACCUGACACUUUCCUGGUCCAGUGCCAUGUAAUCUGCCUGCUACAUAUACUAACCUGACACUUUCCUGGUCCAGUGCCAUGUCAUCCGCCUGCUACAUAUACUAACCUGACACUUUCCUGGUCCAGUGCCAUGUCAUCUGCCUGCUACAUAUACUAACCUGACACUUUCCUGGUCAUGCCAUGUCAUCUGCCUGCUACAUUACUAACCUGACACUUUCCUGGUCCAGUGCCAUGUCAUCUGCCUGCUACAUAUACUACCUGACACUUUCCUGGUCCAGUGCCCAUGUCAUCCGCCUGCUACAAUAUACUAACCCUGACACUUUCCUGGUCCAGUGCCAUGUCAUCGGCCUGCUACAUAAUACUAACCUGAACACUUUUCCUGGUCCCAGUGCCAUGUCAUCCCGCAUGCCUUACAGUAUAGCUAACCUGCCACUUUCCUGGUCCAGUUGCCAUGUACUCUGCCUGGCUACAUAUACUAACCUGAACACUUUCCUAGUCAGUGCCCAUGUAUCUAUCUGCCUUUAAGGCAUAAAAGUGACCUAACGGACGAUAAUGCUCUUAAUGCUUGGUAUUUCUGAAAAGGUACAAGGCUAUCACAAAGGUUAUUCAAAUGGCUAGUGAUAUGUUUUAAUCUUUAUUUCACAGCUGUUGUUUUAGGGGAGGUUCUAAGCAUUAAGGCAUGCUUGAUGAUAAUGGUUGAACUUUAAUCUUAUUCAUUUAGCUGGUUGUUUGAAGGGGUGGCCCGACCCAAAGCAGAGGAACUGCUUCGUCUGCCCGGAAACAGAGCUGGCUCCUUCAUGAUAAGAGAAAGUCAAAAAGGUGAGUGGCCUAGAGAUGUCUGCACAGUAACUUAAAUGGAUCUUAGGUGGUCCUGUGGUGGUCCUGCGUGGCUCCGUUUGUAGGGCAUUGUACUUGCAACGCGAGGUUUGUGGGUAUGCAAGCACUACUGUAAAUCACUUUGGAUAAAGGUGACCGCUAAAUGGCGUAAAUAAAUGGUAUAUAUAUAAAAGUUGGUGUUAUAAAGCCUUUCGUCUAAACUAGACUACAGGGCUGCCAAUACAUUUUCUCACGUCAACUACUAAAAUGAUCAACCAAAAUCAACCCACUUUAUACGGAUUCAAUGAUGUAUUGUUUUUCUUUGACUGGGUGGUGUUGUAGGUGUGUAUACCCUGUCUGUACGUCACAGGGCUAUGGUACACUAUCGCAUCAUCCGCCUUCCCAACAACUGGUACUACAUCUCACCUGGUCUGACCUUCCAGUGUCUGGAGGACCUUGUCAACCACUACUCUGGUAAAUAACAAUCCAUGGGGACAUAAUCGUGGAUAUUUAGUCCAAAUCUAUUCAUCGGUGUCCUUGAAAAACCUUGUUUCUCACUUUUUUGUAGAUUAAAAAAAAAAAUACAUAAAUUGAAAGUAGUCAUCCCCCUCCAUGAUCUGUGAAAGGUUCAUGAUUAUAGUAGUCAUCCCCCUCCAUGAUCUGUGAAAGGUUCAUGAUUAAAGUAGUCAUCCCCCUCCAUGAUCUGUGAAAGGUUCAUGAUUAUAGUAGUCAUCCCCCUCCAUGAUCUGUGAAAGGUUCAUGAUUAAAGCAGUCAUCCCCCUCCAUGAUCUGUGAAAGGUUCAUGAUUAAAGGCAAUAUGUCUGGCAAUAGUCAUAUCUGAAAAUACAUUUCUUUUUUUCCCCUUUUCUUUUUAAAAAAUAGGUUUUUCCAGGACGCUAACAUAUCUGAUGAAUAUUACAUUCUGACAUUAAAGCCAUACACAUGUAGACUCUAUGGAAACUAUUUAUAGGAAAGAUAAGCUGACAAGUACAGCAUUAUUAUAAGGGCUGGAACCAUUCAUUAUUUUAGAACUCAUGACACCACUGGUAUGGUAGUUAUUACUUUCUAACGUGGAAUUAUUGACUCUUUCAAGCCACACCAACUCCAAUGCACUGUAAUGCUAUGCUAUAUUCAGUAACUAAGUGGAGUCAUAAGAGCUGUCGACUGUAGUGGAAGUACAUUUGUGAAGUAGGCUAUUUUGUGGAUGUGGAAGACAUUCAAUUCUAGUGCUCUCCUUGUGCCAUUAAUGUGUCCUUGUACAUUUACAUUUUAGUCACUGUUUAUGGUAGCUAACUGGUUAUAACCACAGGAUAGCUGUGUAUGGUUUCUGGUAAAGAAAGUGGCCCCUCCUCUUUGACAGAUUGUGCAGAUGGCCUGUGCUGUCUCCUCACCACCCCCUGUCAGGCUGUAACCAAUGGCAACCUCAACCUGGCCUCCCAGGCGCCCCAUGUGGUGAUGCACAACAAUUUUGACUGGAAAGAUGUCAACAGGUACCUCUUCCUCUAACGUUUACCUCUCUUUCCCUCUCUCUGCAUCUUCAUCCCUCUCACCUUCAUCCCUCUCUCCAACCUUCAUCCCUCUCUCUAACCUUCAUCUCUCUCUCUCCAACCUUCAUCUCUCUCUCUCCAACCUUCAUCUCUCUCUCUCCAACUUUCAUCCCACUUUCUCCACUUUCAUCCCUCUCUCUCCAACCUUCAUCCCUCUCCAACCUUCAUCCCUCUCCAACCUUCAUCCCUCUCCAAACUUCAUCCCUCUCCAACCUUCAUCCCUCUCUCUCCAACUUUCAUCCCUCUUUCUCCACUUUCAUCCCUCUCUCUUCAACCUUCAUCCCUCUCCAACCUUCAUCCCUCUCCAACCUUCAUCCCUCUCCAACCUUCAUCCCUCUCCAACCUUCAUCCCUCUCCAACCUUCAUCCCUCUCUCACACUUUCAUCCCUCGCUCGCCAACCUUUAUCCCUCUCUCUUCAAUCUUCAGCUCUCUCUCCAACUUUCAGCUCUCUCUCUCCACCUUCAUCUCUCUCUCUCCACCUUCAUCUCUCUCUCUCCACCUUCAUCCCUCUCUCUCCACUUUCAUCCCUCUCUCUCUACCUUCAUCCCUCUCUCUCCACCUUCAUCCCUCUCUCUCUACCUUCAUCCCUCUCUCCAAUCUUUAUCCCUCUCUCUCCACCUUCAUCUCUCUUCUCACCUUCAUCCCUCUCUCUCUACCUUCAUCCCUCUCUCCAACCUUCAUCCCUCUCUCCCUCCAACCUUAAUUUCUCUGUCUCCAAACUUCAUCCCUCUCUCUCCAACCUUGUUUCUCUCCAUCCAAUGGUUAACACCUUCAUCCCUCUCUCUCCAACCUUCAUCUCUCUGUCUCCAAAUUUCAUCCCUCUCUCUCCAACCUUGUUUCUCUCCAUCCAUCUGUAUCUGUCACCACCCCUCUCUGGGAGUUUCAUGGAUUCUGACAAUUACAUAUGGUUUGAGCUUAGUUUGGAGUUUAGCUUUCAAUGUACUUUAUCAGGGAUAGAUAACAGGCUAACUCCAUAUACUAACGCUGCAUCACAUCUAUUCUAACCCCAGCUCGGAGCUGACAGACCAGCCUCAUCGUUACCCUGGCAACAGAGACUCUAUGCUCAGCUUUGGCUUGCGGAACACAGUCUCCUCCUACAUGUCUCUGGGGGACAUGAGGAAGGAGAGGAAGAUGAGCAGCUGGAGGAGGAGGAAGACGAGGAACACUGUGUGUGUGCCUCCCGGUCACGGACUCAGCACUACAGCACUGGAAGAGGAGGGGGAGUACGCACAAGCCAUCCAUCUGAACUCUUAA